Molecule: messenger RNA, 1891 nt
Organism: Bradysia coprophila
Lineage: Eukaryota; Metazoa; Arthropoda; Insecta; Diptera; Sciaridae
Product: facilitated trehalose transporter Tret1-like
Biological process (GO): transmembrane transport
Cellular component (GO): membrane
Molecular function (GO): transmembrane transporter activity
Source: RefSeq, a predicted model, not a curated record
GUGAUAAAAGCGUUAUUUUCUGCAGUCAGUGUGACACUGGUGAAAGAGAAACAAAUGUCACAAUAUGAUGUAAAACGGACAUACUAUUCUUAACUCCAUCUCUUCAUAUCUGUAAGCGUUGUAUGUUAGUCCGUAUUCAGCUGGGAAAAGCUAAGAUGUCACCACUCGCGACAAAUGGAGUAUUGCCCGUUCAAAAAAAACGAUCGACUUAAAAAUGUCAUGGCAAUAAAACAACCACGAACUACAUCCCGAACCGGUCAGACCACCUGGUUCAAAAUCGUAUGUUUUCAUUCCUUGUUACAUAAUGUACCACCUUCCUCAUCUGUUUCUGAAAGUUUCGAUUUUUUUUAAAUACAAACUGGUUCUUUGAUACUGGCUUCAACAUUUUAGUUUGUUGUUUGUUAUCGAUCGAAACACAAGUUCAAACAAAAUAUGGAAAAAUCUGAAAAAUUGAACUUUAGUCAACUAAGAUACCAAUGUCUUGCAGUCAUUUGUGUGAACAUGCUGUCUCUUUCACAAGGAUACAGUGGUGGAUGGGUGACACCGUCAUUGCAAAUUCUACGAUCGGAAAAUAGUCCACUGGAAAGUGGGCCAAUCACAUUGCUCGAAACGACCCUACUGGGCGUUUUACCAUGUAUUGGCUCACUUUUCGGAACAAUUUUAUUUUCCAUAAUAUCGAAACAUUUGGGAACCAUCGCCACAAUGACUUUACUUGCUAUACCAAAUAUGGCUUUUUGGAUCAUUUUGAUUGUAUCGACAUCGAUAAACGUAAUUUUAAUCGGUCAAGUUAUGACUGGUAUAGCGUACGGCGGAAUAUGUUUUUGUGUUCCGUUAUUUGUUGCAGAGAUUGCAGAUCCAAGAAUUCGAGGAUUCCUCGGCUCAAUUUUAAACUUAAGCAACACCUCCGGUGUGUUAGGUGCAUACAUUUGCGGAGCUUUUCUGGACUAUGCCCAUGUUCCUUUGGUUAUACUUCCCAUUCCCGUAAUAUAUUUGCUGUCCAUGUUAAUUUUACCGGAAACUCCGAGCAGUUUGUUGCGACAGAAUAAAAUUGAGGCUGCCAAAACGUCGUUACAAUUUUACAAUAAUGGGAACGACAGCAGUAAGAGUGGGUUCGAUGCGGACGUUGAAAUACAAAAGCUGCAAAGUGUUUUAACUGAAAGAGAGCUCACCAGACAAGAAGGCAGUUGGAAGCUUAUUUUACACAAAGAAUCUCUGAAGGGAUUGAGCACCGGACUAACUUUAACAGCAAUCGUGACCUUCAGUGCAGUGCAUGCUUUCACAACAUACGCUUCCGAUUUGUUCACUGAAUCAAAUGCCAACUUUGACGUAAAUGUGUCUGUGAUCAUCGUAGGGGUACUGAACUUAUUUGGAACGGCUGCAUCUGCAGCGUUAAUUGAUUCGUUGGGCCGAAGAAAACUUUUCGGACUCUGUUGCUUCAUGUGUAGCGCUGCUUUAGCCGCGCUCGGCACAUUUUCUUAUAUCAACAAUCAAGGCUUCGAUGUGGCUUCGUUUUACUGGGUGCCCGUAACCUGUGUCUCAUUUUUCAUUUUUUCAAGCGCCGUUGGAAUGAGGCCACUUCCAUUCAUAUAUACAGCCGAAAUACUUCCGAGCAACAUUCGUCACAUUGGUACCACUGUAAUCAUGCUUGCCUUCACCUUAUUUGGUGUGAUUUCAUACGCAACCCUGCCCUACUUUUUGAGUGCAUACCCACUACAGACAGUGAUGUGGACGUAUGGUGGAGUUUGCACAUUUGGUUUAAUUUUCAGCGUGCUCUUCAUGGAGGAAACGAAAGGAAAAAAUUUGAAUGACGGAAGUUAACUUUAAGUUGUAGUUUUAUGUGAUGAUUUCGUAUUUUAGCCAUUUUGACUGUUUUAAUAAAGUAUGUACGGUG